AUUAUACUUAUUUUACUAAAAUCGAAUUUUCUUAUAUAAUCAAUAAUCGACUAAGAUUCUGGAUAAAAUUUCAUCUCAACUGAAUAUAUUAAAUAAGUGGCAUGAAACUUUAUGAAAGUUGAGCCGAGUAUUUUUCACUUUGUUUGGUUUAAUCUAAAAACACCGGCCCGGAUACGAUAUUACGAAUAUCCAAACCAAACAAGGGCUCUAGUUUUGAAAAUCGCGUGGUAAUGGGCUGACCAGUAGUAGCCUAUAUGUAGCCCACACCAAACUGUCGUCUCCCUCCUUCCCCUCCGUAUUUCCCUUCCGUCCCUCCCUCCAUUUCUGAAACUAUGUUAUUAUACAGUACGUCGUCGUUCGACGCCCUUACCGGUCUCCAUACCUACAGCAUCAAUAGACCAAUGUCAAUGUUGUUCAGAAAAACUGCGAAACUUCGUUUCCCGAAACCACCACUCUCCUACAGUUAUCCUAAAGUCAUCAACGGUGACACUCACUUUCACCAUAAAAACUUGGACAAAAACGCUAAUUUCACAGUUCGCGCCUCAAGUAAAGCCCCAACCCCAACCCCAACACCACCACCAUUACCACAAGUCACCACCUCCAACAACAAAUUAAUCAUCAUUAGCUCUGCAAUUACUGUCGCAUUAGCCAUCGCAAAUCGCGUCCUUUACAAGCUAGCACUCGUUCCUAUGAAACGAUACCCCUUCUUCUUAGCUCAAUUCAUCACUUUCGGGUACGUGGUGAUUUACUUUUCCAUAUUGUAUGUACGGUAUCGUGCAGGAAUUGUGACUAAUGAAAUGAUAUCUAUUCCAAAACUGCGGUUUGUUGCUAUUGGAAUUCUAGAAGCACUUGGUGUCGCUACUGGAAUGGCCGCUGCUGCCAUGAUUCCAGGACCUGCUAUACCCAUACUGAAUCAGACAUUUUUGGUGUGGCAGCUGGCUUUUUCUGCCCUUCUCUUGGGAAGAAGGUACUCGUUCAAUCAAAUUAGCGGUUGCUUUCUUGUAGCUAUUGGUGUGGUGGUGGCUGUUUCAAGUGGAUCCAACGCUGAUCAGAUGCUAUCUGGAGUUGAGUUCAUCUGGCCAGCACUAAUGAUUAUAUCAAGUGCUUUUCAAGCUGGUGCAUCUAUUAUAAAGGAAUUUAUAUUUGUGGAUGCUGCAAAACUCCUAAAGGGAAAAUCACUCGACAUAUUUGUUGUCAAUUCAUUUGGUUCUGGAUUUCAGGCACUUUUUGUGGUCCUUCUUCUACCUUUAUUAUCAAAUUUGAAAGGCAUACCAUUUGCCCAACUUCCUUCGUAUCUGAAAAGCGGUGCUGGCUGCCUUGUGAAUAUUGGAAGAAAUGUACCAGUGCCAAUAUCAAUUUAUGUUUUAUCGCUUCCAUUGCCAUAUCUCCCUGAGGGUUCAGGUUUGAGCCCCUUUUUUCUGCUCGGCAGCAUGAUUCUUGUCUUGGGUCUUGUUCUGUACAAUGUAGCCCGGCCUGGCAAGCAGGCUUCAAAUUAACUUAACAUGGAAUUACUAUUUCAAGGUUUAUAAUUUUUAUUUUCUUUCAUCAUUCUUUUCCUGAAUCAUGAGCAGCCGGCCAUUUGUGGCGAUAUAUGGCUGCUUUGCCUGUAUAACUUCUAAUUUCUUUGGUUCUAAUCAAAUUAAUUGGUCCUUAAGAA
Ricinus communis (castor bean) is the source of this 1657-nucleotide messenger RNA. RefSeq names its product protein CLT2, chloroplastic. The coding region runs from base 333 to 1496 and encodes 387 amino acids. The transcript has 9 exons. Lineage: Eukaryota; Viridiplantae; Streptophyta; Magnoliopsida; Malpighiales; Euphorbiaceae. The record is from RefSeq and is a predicted model, not a curated record.